This is a messenger RNA of Schistosoma turkestanicum, 6246 nucleotides long. NCBI's taxonomy places the organism in Eukaryota, Metazoa, Platyhelminthes, Trematoda, Strigeidida, Schistosomatidae. The record is from the annotation of a GenBank genome assembly.
CAGAAUUAUCUAGCGCAUCAUUUUGGAUUGUGAAACAUGUAUGCGCUUCAUGUGAACGUGAAGAAAGCCAAUAACCUGAAAAAUGUUGAAAUCUCUGGGAAAAGUGAUCCCUAUGUCAUUGUCGAUUUCCAAGGACAUAAACAGAAAACCAAAGUGAAAGAUGAUGAUUUAAAUCCAGUUUGGGAUGAGGAAAUAGUUAUUGAUUUGAAAGGAAAACCACUGGUUCCUUCAGACAGUGUAUUGAUUAAAGUGAUGGAUUUUGAUAAAGUUACACCAGACAAAUUUAUGGGACAAACAUUGAUUCCGUUACAAGCUGUUCUGUCAACAUCAGCUGAAGUACCUAUAUGUGUAGCAUUACAGAAUAAGAAAGGUCAAGAUACUAUGUCAACUAUUGAAUUGUCAUUACGUUAUGAAUUUCCACAAAAAAUCAAAGGAUUACCAAGUAAUGAAAUUGACCAAGGCGGUGGUGAUGAAGUGGAUACUGGUGCGGCUGGUGAAGGUGGAGGCGGUGGUGGCGGCGGAGCACCUGGAGGUGGAGGUGCGGCUACAGGAACUGACGCAGACAGGAGAGAUGAACUGGAUGGUCCGUUGGGUGUAGGAAAACGUAAAAAGAAACUAGGCAGUUCAGCAAUUCGUCCACAAUAUUCAACAAAAAAACAAGAUUUUCAAAUUCGUGUAAAAAUUAUUGAAGCACGUCAAUUACAUGGUGCAAAUAUUUCACCAAUUUGUAAAGUGACUUGUUGGAAAGAAAGUAAAGAUACACGAGUACGCAAUUCUACUAAUUCACCAUUUUGGGAUCAAAUGUUCUUUUUCAAUUAUUUUCAUUCAGCCGCAGAAUUGUUAGAUCAACAAUUAGUAUUCACUGUGUACGAUUCACGUCGUCUUCGACGGGAUUCAUUGAUUGGUUCAUUUAAAUUUGACUUAUCCCUGGUGUAUGAAUCAGAUCGUCAUUUUAUGUUCAACAAAUGGUUACUAUUAUGUAAUCCAGAAGAUCCAAUGUCUGGAGCGAAAGGUUAUUUAAAAAUCUCCGUAGUUAUAUUAGAACCUGGAGAUGAAGCACCAAGUAUGAAAGUUGGUGAAUCCGAUGAGAAGGAAGAUAUUGAAGCAAAUCUACUACGUCCAGCUGGUGUACAAUUAAGACCAGCAGCUUUUAAAAUUCUUUUAUAUAUGGCUGAAGACUUGCCAAGAAUGGAUUCCGAUGCCUUCAAAGGAAUCAAGAAUUUACUUUCUUCUUCAUCUGAAGAAUCUAAAGAGUUUGUGGAUCCUUAUGCUGUUGUUUCAUUUGCUGGGAAAUCGAUUAAAUCUACUACAAAAUACGGGACAGAUCAUCCUGAAUGGAAUGAAGAGAUUACAAUGAAUAUUCAAUUCCCGUCAAUGUGUGAGAAAUUGAAAUUCACAUUCUUUGAUUGGGAUCGUAUUGGUUAUAAUGAUCCUAUAGGAACUGGAGUCAUUUAUAUUUCACAAAUUUCUGCAUUUCGUGAUGACAUGGAUGGUUUCUUACCAACAUUCGGUCCAAGUUUUAUCAAUCUCUAUGGUUCACCAAGAGAAUACAGUGAUCUUCCAGAUAAAUAUGAAGCGCUGAAUUUAGGCAAAGGACAAGGUGUCGCUUAUCGUGGUCGUGUCCUGCUGGAAUUAUCUACCGAGUUAUUAGAUGAACCAACUACAGAUGUAGUGAAACCAUUGGAACCGGAUAAAGUGGCUAGAAUUCAAAAAUCAUUAAGACGACGAAAAUAUCAACUUUAUGUCGCAUUUUUAUCUGCCACAAUGAUUGAAGAGAAACGUGAUGGACCAAUCGAAUUUGAAGUGAGUAUUGGUAAUCAUGGCAAUAAAUUAGACGAAUCUGUCACACCGUGUGCAUCGACAACACCGCCAACAAAUCCUGUUUCAGAUGGUUUACAUUAUUAUUAUCUGCCAUGGUCGGAUGAUAAACCAUGCACUAUGGUUGAUUCGCAAUGGGAAGAUAUAUCAUUUCGUUUAGGUGCAGUGAAUUUGUUAUUAAGAAUUGCUGAUCAUUUAGAUAGAGGUAUCAGUCAUUUAAUGGUUGCUAUUAAAGCAAAUCUUCCAAUUGAAACUCAAGCACAAUUGGCUAUUUCUUCAUUAGAUGAAUUUAUUAUGGAUUGCAAUCAUACUUUACCUCAAUGGGAACCGGAGAAUAUACCACAAAAUGAAAUGGAUAUACAUUUACGUAAAUUACGUGAAGACCAGCUGAACAGCCUGCGUGAACAAGCAAUUAAUACAAGAGAAACUGUUUCAGAAAUUGACGAUGCAUUGAAAGAAUUAAAAUCGUAUCGUGAAACCAUUUUACAUUUAGCCAUAGAACCACAAAUGAGUAUACCCGAUAUUAUCAUAUGGAUGUUAUGCGGUGGUAAACGUACUGCAUAUCAUAGAAUACCAGCUCAUGAAGUAUUAUAUCAUGACAAUGAAGAUUAUCGUGGAUUAAAGUGUGGCACAGCACAAACAAUCAAUUUAAAAAAACCGACUUUAUUAAAAGAUGAAAAUAAACCAGAAUGGAAAAUUCCAGCUCAAUUACGUGUUGUUGUAUGGUUUGGUUUAGAGAAAGAUCGUACUGCAUGGACAGAAUCACACAGUGAAGCAAAAUUACAAGUUGUUGCAGAAACUUACGAAAAUCAAGCAUCAAUUGUUGGUAGUUGGGUCACUAAACGACCACCACUGACACGUCCAGCAUGGUCAGAUAAUACUGGACGAAUUGAAUUACCAAAAGAUGCAAUUCAAUUACCAUCAGGUUGGGAAUGGAUUGGUGAUUGGUAUGUUGCACCAGAAUUAUCAUUACUUUAUAAGAAAGAUGCAGGUAAAACAAGUUUUGUUGAAGAAUUAUUCUAUAAUGAAUUUCGUACACCAACAAGUCCAUGGAAAAUUGCUGAACCAGCUUAUACCGAUGCACAAGGUGAACCGAAAGGUGAACCACGUACAGUGGAAUUACCAAGUGGUUGGGCAUGGGGUGAUGAUUGGAAAAUUGAUUAUAAUCGUCCAUGUGAUGAAGAUGGUUUUGAAUACACGGUGGAAGCAUCUACUGGUGGUUAUGUUGCAGCAGAAAAGCUAUAUCAUAUGUUUCGUAGACGACGUUUAAUACGUACACGUUUACUUGGUGAAGUUGGUGUACCAAUUAAACAAGAAGUAUUAAGACGUGUGAUAGUACACGAUCAACAAUCUCGUUUAUCAUUAUUACAAAGUCUCAGCACAGAACCAGCUGAAGCAUGGGAAUAUGCAUUUAAUUUCGAUUCGAAAUUUCAUACAAAAGAACGUAAAGUUGACAUGGUACGUCGUAGACGUUGGCAUCGUGCACUGGCGCCGAAAGAAUCCGACUCAGAGACUACUUCAUGUGUUUUACAAAUAAGAAAUAAUUCAAAACAAGCUGAAAGUAGUAUGAAAAUGAAAAAAAAAGAAAAUCUCACUGUUCCAAGGAUAUUUAUGCGUUUUAGCACUACACAUAUUUGGCAUUUACGUGCAUAUAUUUUUCAAGCACGUAGUGUUUUAGCCGCUGAUCAAUCUGGUCUAUCUGAUCCAUUUGUACGGUGUUCAUUUCAAGGACAUAGUCAAGAGACACAAAUUAUUCAACAAACGCUAUGUCCAACAUGGGAUGAAACAUUGAUAUUUGAGCAUAUUGAAAUGUGCGGUGAUCCAAAAACUAUAUUCGCUGAUCCACCACCAGUGAUGAUUGAAUUAUUUGAUUAUGAUCAAUUAAGUUCAGAUCAUUUCUUAGGUCGAUUACAAAUUACUCCUGCCGUUCGUCUGGACACAGAGACUACAUGGGCCAAUGUACUUCAAUGGUAUACAAUUGAGAAAAAUCGUAAAAAAGGCGGUGAAAUAUUAGCUGCUUUUGAAUUGAUUCUACUUGACGGUAAAUCUCCACCAGCACCACCUACACGUCGUGGUACAUUGUUCAAUGUCCCCGAAGGUAUACGCCCAGUACUUCAACGUACCGGUAUUGAAAUACUCUGUUGGGGUGUACGUGCAAUGCGUAAAUACAAAUUGGCUAGUGUAAAUUCCCCAUCGGUUGAAUUUGAAAUUGGCGGUAAAGUAGUUGAAUCCAGCGUAAUUAAAAAUGUGAAAAAGAAUCCAAAUUUUGCAUCUCCACUAUUAUUCUUAGAUGUUUUAUUGCCAAAAGAAGAAAUCUAUUUACCACCAAUGAAUAUAUGUGUACGUGAUCAUAGAGCAUUCGGACAGAAACCAAUGGUUGGUGUACAUGUUCUAACGGAUUUUCAAUCAUUCAAAGUACCAGCAAGAACAUCACAAACUGAUGUUUUAAUGGAUAUACAAGCAUUAACCGAUAUUGCAUGUAUAACACAACAACCGCUUUUAGCUGAACCGAAAGUCGAGGCUCAAGCACCAACAACGAAAAGUAAACCAAAACAAAAGAAAAAAUUUAUGGAUUUGAAACAAAUGGAUGAUAAAAUUGAUUGGUGGUCAAAAUUCUAUGCAUCGAUUGGUGAAUGGGAUAAAUGUUUAAAAUAUAAAGAAUUUGGUUAUGAUACUAUUUGCGUUUAUUCUCAUCCACUAGAAGAAGUUGAGGCAUUUAAUCAUUUCACUGAUUUCUGUAAUACAUUCACAUUAUCACGAGGUAAAAAUGUCGAUGAAGAUGAAGAUAAUUACGCCGGGGAAUUUAAAGGAACAUUUCGUAUUUAUCCAUUACCUGAAGAUCCGAAAGAACAAUUACCAAUACGUUAUUUUGAAAAAUUAAAUGUCUCCUCCGAUCCAGAAGAAUGUAUGCUACGUGUGUAUAUUAUACGAGCUAUAGACUUACAACCAUCGGAUUCUUCCGGUUUAGCUGAUCCAUAUGUGGAAAUUAUUGUUGGUCAGCAUAAAAUUAAUUCUAAAGAUAAAUAUAUACCGAAUACUUUAAAUCCAGAAUUUGGAAAAAUGUUUCAAUUAAAGUGUAUUCUACCAAUUGAAAAAGAAUUACACGUUAUCGUAAAAGAUUAUGAUGCAAUCGGUGCCGAUGAUAUUAUUGGACAAACUGAUAUUGAUUUAGAAAAUAGACGUUUAACUAAAUAUCGUGCUACAUGUGGUCUACCUCAAACCUACUAUGUAUCUGGACCAAAUCAGUGGAGAGAUUCAAAAUUACCCACAGAAAUAUUAUUAGCUGUAUGUGAUAGUUAUUCGCUGCCUGCACCACAAUAUGAAGAAGCCACAGAGAUUAAGCCGAGUCCAAGUUGUCGUGUUGGUCAACGUGUAUUUGUAUUGGAAGAUUUUGAGCGUGGUAUGGUACCGAAUCCACAUUUAGGACCACCGAAAGAACGUUUAGCAUUGCAUAUUUUGAAUAAACUUCCAUUGGUGAAAGAACAUGUUGAAACAAGAUUGUUGUAUAGUCCGUUACAGCCUAAUAUUGAACAGGGUAAAUUACAAAUGUGGGUUGAUAUAUUUCCAACAUCUCUGGGUGAACCUGGUCCACCAUUUGAUAUUUCACCGAGAGAACCAAAUGAAUAUAUAUUACGUUUAGUUAUAUGGAAUACAUUCGAUGUUGUCUUAGAUGAGAAAUCAAUAACUGGUGAAAAGAUGUCUGAUAUUUAUGUUAAAGGAUGGUUAGCUGGUUUAGACGAUCGUCAAAAAACCGAUGUUCAUUAUCGAUCAUUAAAUGGUGAAGGCAAUUUCAAUUGGCGUUUUGUAUUUCCAUUUUUCUAUUUACCAGCUGAAAAUACCAUAGUAGUUAAACGUAAAGAACAUUUUUGGUCAAUGGAUAUCACUGAACAACGUAUUCGUCCUCAGUUAGUAUUACAAGUUUGGGAUAAUGAUCUAUUUUCACCGGAUGAUUUUAUAGGAACAUUGGAGUUAAAUUUAUCCAAUAUGCCAAGUCCAUCAAAAACACGUAGUAAAUGUUCAUUGACCAUGUUACAAUCGGUUUGUAGUGAAACUAAAAUGGUGAAUUUAUUUGAAUGUAGACGAUUGAAUGGAUUUUGGCCAUUUGUUAAUGAAGAAACUGGAACUCCACUUUUAACUGGUAAAAUUGAAAUGGAAAUGGAAUUGGUAAGUAAAGCAGAAGCGGAUCUUCGACCAGCUGGUAAAGCACGUGAAGAACCAAAUGACAAUCCUCAUUUAGAGCCGCCAAAACGUCCAGAAACAUCAUUCCUUUGGUUUACAUCACCAUGGAAAACAUUCAAAUUUAUUGUAUGGAAAAAAAUGAAAUGGGUCAUUAUUGGAUUAUUAGUUAUAUUGAUUAUUGGUUUAUUAAUAGCAUUAUUUAUAUAUGCUAUACCGCCACUUUUGGCAAGAAAAAUGGUUGGAGUCUGA